AUGUCAUCACGGGGGUAUUCAGAAAAACACGCAACCCGCAACAGGAAAGUACGCUCCGUCGCAAUAGCCGCCUCUCCUCAAUGCUGCUGCGUUGCCGACAGGUCAUGACCUUGCCGUUUUAGGAACCUUCUGGCAAACUGAUUGUGUUUAGAGCCUAGGUCGCGACGUCGCGUAGUUCUUCCAGCGACAAGCCAGAAGAUCACGAAGCUUUAUAGACUAAGCUUUUCGAAUUGAAAGAAAAACACAAUAAUCAUCAAAAAUACAUGUGCUCUGAGCAUGGAGCAGUAUUCACCAGGCUUGUGCGAGGGCCGGCCCGUGGUAUACUAGGGAUUUGAACUGAGUCUGAAUAUCUAUCCAGUCUGAUGACAAUGAUAGUUUUGACUCCCAUAUCGUAAUAAUUGUGUUAAGAUAAUUUUUUUUCCGACUUCCAAGGAGUUGAUGAACGGCUUCCUUGACAAACCACUUCUUGAAACUCUGCAAUGCGAAUCGGGAGGGUACCAUAAUGUGUCCACAAAGAUACCUCUCAGAAUGGAUCGUGAAGGCCCCAUAAUGUUUCCAUCGUGAGACCUCCGGCAUACCUUUUAGCUAUAUCUGAGCCAUCUCCAAGGAACUUGAGAGUCUUCCUCAAAUCUCAUUGUGCUCAAAGUCCUCAGAGGUGUACUCGAGGUACCAUCGAUGGACAUUAGGCGGGCCCUGCGAUAUACCUCAGAGGGAAUCGCGAUACUCCUCUAUUUGCCUAUGAAUAGGGGACCGCAAAGCCACGCCCCUUUUCGCGAUAGAAAAAGUGGCUUUUUUUUGGUUUUCAACUUUCAUUUUGUUGUAGUUGUAAAAUAUGUGGAACUGGCGAAUAAAAUUUGACACACAUGUACAGAAAAGCUUCCUCUUUUGUUUAAAAAAUAUUUCACGCUUUUUUGAUGCGUUCGCGCGGAAUGUCGUACAAAAACGUGAAUGGAACUAAAAAAUUUUGUCGUUUUUUGCUUUUUCAUGUGUUUUUAGGUCGAACGCACUCUUUCUUUUUUUAAAUAAUGAUUUUGAUUCAAGUAACGGUAAUUUUAAAACAAUAAAAUAAAAAAUUCGUCUUUGCCAAAAAUUUUAGGAAGUGCCGAAAGUCAUAAUUCAAAAUAUCGUUAAUAAGCGAAUAUAAUCGAGUUUUUUUGUUUUUUUUCAAAAAUUUAGAUCAUGAGCUUACUUAAAUAUUUCUCUACAGCAUCUUCGCUUGAAAAAAAGUUGUUUAAUACGCAAAAAAAUGCUCUUGAAACUAGAGAACAGAAUUAGCGGCGUUUAUCACACAGAAAGCGGUCGAACGCAGGUUUUUUUCAAACGAUUAUAUACAUUUAUUAGUAAAAAAAUCUUUCAAUUAAAAAGAAUAAAAUAAAAAAAUUCGUCUUUGCCAAAAAAAUUUACGGGGCCGUUUUAAUGCAGCGAUCGUUAAACGAGGCAAAAAGCACUAAAAAAACAGUUUUUUCGAAGUGAAUUUCCACGAAAAGUUUGAGUAAAGAUUUGCGAACAUAUUCUGAUAAAAGUAGCUAAAUUACUUCAAAUUUUUAUUUUUGAAAUAGGCAAUCUGUGCUAUUCAAACGGCUGAAGGGUAUGGCGGAUGGAUGCUCCCUUCUCUAGACCUGACCGCUUGGCGCAGCGCGUGCGCUGCGAUUUUUCAUUUUGAGGUCGCGAGUUCGAUACCCGCAAGCGUCAGUUUUUUGUUUUCUGGAAAAUACUGACUUUUUCGGCAAACUAGCAAAUAUUCAUCAUUUUAGCACUCUAUUAUGAUUUUUUACAUCAUAAUAGACCAGUAACAAAACUUGUUCUAGAAGAAAAAUCGAGAAAAAUGUCAAAAAUGGAUAAUACCAAAAAUUCAGUACUAAAAAAAUGGUGCGCGGCGCCCCACAUUUUUCGUCAUAACUUUUUUCAUCCUCAAUCUUUUUUGAAAAACUAAACGGUUCUGAGUUUUGAAUCGAAACAGCUAUCAAACCAUACGAAGCUCAAUGCUGAAAAAAAAUUUUUGGAAAUUCGUCUGCGGUCCCUACCUAUGAACUCACGAAGAAUAUAUGAAAACUGUACUCUGCAACUCACAAAAACCCUUUACGAGGCGUUUCUAAUUCUGAUAGUUUUUCCUGGAGUUAGUAAACUUAUGCCCUCAUUUCUUUCACAGCGAAGUUCGUUCUAGGGCCUUUGAAACUUUUUGCAGCUUGGCCGUAACUUUCCUUGUUGUCUGUGUGCCGCGACUUGAAAUUUCACCGAACGACAUUCCGUUGUUUCGCUGCGUGCGUUCGCGAAGCGUCUUUCAAAUCUAGGUCACGCGUUCAGAUGAUUUUUAUUGCUGUGGGAUCACAUGAAAGUGGAGUACCUUGAUAAAAAAAAGUUAAAAGCGCGACGAAGGUUUCGCAAAGGCGCACAGCGGAACAGCGGAAUGUCGUUCGCUGAAGUUUAAACUCGUGGCACACGGACUAUAGUAGAGGGAAUUUUCAGCCUUAAAAACUUUCUAAUUCCCGAGAACACACGCCUCAAAGUCCAAGAAAACUAUCAAGGUCCUGUUGCAGUUGCGAGCAAGCGCUUUGUGGAAAAGAAAUCAGCCCACUCUCUUUCCCGGAAACUAGGAAAAUUUGAAGACUAUAGACCUGGUACAAAAAAAAUUUCUUCUAUAUAUAACGGCUGAUUUCUUUUGGAAGAAUGAUAUUUUUUGAAAACGAAAAAAGAAUUUCAAAGCCAAAUAUAUAUUUUUUUUCUGGAUUCCAACUUUGUACCUUUUCCUCGUUUCAUAUUGAGUCGAUUGAACCAGGGACAACACUUCAGGUUAAACUAUUUGAGCUUACAAAUAACCAUGGAAAGAAAUACGCAAGAGUUGAACGAUUAUCGUUUGUGGGCGGGUCGAAAUCGCGCGCAUCUAACAGAAAGGGAUAUCCUCCGAACACUGACGUCUGCUUCAUAUGUUCUUCUCUUGAUGCUGUAGAACUUCUUUCUCCUAGACAUUCAUCAGCCGCAAACUACAACGGAAAAUCUUGUUUCACGUUAGGAGCGGUGAGGUUUUUUUUCGACUUUUAUGAUUAGUAAAACGCAAUCGUAAAUGAAGACAUUAGUUUUCUGUAGCCAAAAGUUUUUCUCUGGCAUUCCUUCUCUGGAAACUUUUUUUUUCGUAGUUGUUUUUGUAUCCGCCAACUCCUAGUACUUGUUUUAUUCUGAUAAUUCCAGCACUUUCUAUUGAAUUUUAAAUAUAAUUUUCAAAUUAAAACGGCUCAUUGUAAGAGGUAUUAGGUGGCAGAAUUUCUGUGCUGAUUUAUUCGAGUUUUUUGUUUUUUCGCUUAAAGCGUGAGGAGAUUCUGGAAUAAACUUUUUUUGAAGUUUUGGUUUGAUCUCGGUUAAUACGUAAAACUGUUUUCAUGCUCUAGGAGAUUAUCAGAAAACGUAUGAAUUCGCAGACUUGCAGCUGAUUCAAAUGGCUAACCAUGGACCAAGCUACGGUUUGAGCAGAGAGCUUCAGAAAAAGGUUUAAUUUUCGUUGAAUUGUAUUGAAACGAGUUAUACAAUACAGCACUCCUUUGAGUGACCUGGAUCCACUCGGAACAUAGUUACAUGGCCGCGCUUGUUGUUGUUGUGGUGGUCUGGCGCAGCCGUAUUAGGUCACGUUUCUCAACCCCCGAAUUCCCACAAUACUUUACAUUUGUCUUCGUUUAGAAUUUUCUUUAAGAUUUGAAUGAAGUUGAAUUCCAAUACCGAUAAAGGGGCGGAAAAAACGAGAAUAAUGUUUUUAGUAGCUCUCCUUGAACAUUUUCAACUUUAAUUUCCUUGAUAACAACUCUGUAAAAAUGAGAAAACUUCAGAAUGAAGCGCGUUUCGUGCUGGAAGAAGCUAUCGAGGUUCUCUCUUGGAUAGAACAGGCAAAGAACUCCGGAAAGUUUUCUAAAAAAAACACUUUUUUUUCAGAUGAUCGGUGAGCCAUUUGCGAUAGCCACAUCUUCGUGUGCGAACUCUGAAGACGUUUGUCGUCUUCUCAAGGACGGAAUCGCCUUGUGCAAGUCCGUUUCAACAGUAUAUUAUUCUCUUAACGCGAAAUUCAGACUCAUGCAAACGUUGGACCCAACGGCACCGGUGGCAUAUAAUCGAAAACCUAAAAUGCCCUUUCACAUGGUUUCUUUCAAUAGUUUCGACAACGAUUCAAUUUUCAAAAAUCAGAUGGAAAAUAUAUCUAACUUUCUGGAAGCCGUGAAGAAGUUCGGAGUUAUGGAGAUCAGCUGCUUUCAAACAGUCGACCUGUACGAGAACAAGCAAUGCUAUAAGGUUAGAAAUAAACUUUUUCAUAUAGAAACAGGAUUUUUUCAAGGUUAUCGAGUGUCUACGAUCACUAGCGACAGUCGUAAGUUCUUUCCGUUUUUAACAUUCUGUGCAUCUGCAGGUGACUCGCAGGCGCAGGCGCGGCACCCGCAUCUAGACUAUCCGCCAUGGGUCGUCAAACUGGCUAAUUCGUGUCCACGCAAGUUCCCGGUGGCCGUUAUCCGACGCGGAGAGAUGGUCAUCCCUCUGCAGGUCACUUUUCCAAUCUUCGCAUAGAUAGAAGACUGAUAGAAUUAUGUUAGACUGCAAAACAAAAAAACUUUCAUUCUCAAAAAAACUGAUCUAAAAAAAGUCUAAUAUUUGUGAAGAUUUUGAAAAUUGACCUUUUUUUUUCGUAUUUUCCACUGAAAUGAGAAAUCACUGCUAAAUGUAAAAAUAAAAAUAAUGUUGCCCCAUAAGAUUUUCUAUCAGACUUCGUUCACGAAGAGUCGAGAAAUAUUUAUUGGAGACGCCUGAACCUUUUCUUUUCGUUUAAAAUUUUGAUAAUCGUGUGGAGACCCUCGUUAACAACAUUCACAAAAUAAUAAAUAAGAACCUUUCGACGCAAAAAAGGUUAUUAGGCCCAAGGAUCACCUAUAUACUUCCAAAUAAAAAAAUAUCAAAGACAAGUUAUUUCAUUUGCUUUCAACGUGGAUAUAACAGUUUCAAAAUACAUAAUUACAGUAUGGAACAAACAAGUGCGCCUCGCAGAAGGGAAUGUCACCGUACGGCCUGCCGAGACAAAUAAAACCUGACCCACAUGGAUAA
This is a messenger RNA of Caenorhabditis auriculariae, 5073 nucleotides long. The record is from the annotation of a GenBank genome assembly. Lineage: Eukaryota; Metazoa; Nematoda; Chromadorea; Rhabditida; Rhabditidae.